This is a messenger RNA of Wickerhamiella sorbophila, 1146 nucleotides long. RefSeq names its product Sterol 24-C-methyltransferase. Bases 1 to 1146 code for a protein of 381 amino acids. The record is from RefSeq and is a predicted model, not a curated record. The transcript has a single exon. Gene Ontology annotation, biological process: ergosterol biosynthetic process. Gene Ontology annotation, cellular component: endoplasmic reticulum. Lineage: Eukaryota; Fungi; Ascomycota; Dipodascomycetes; Dipodascales; Trichomonascaceae. Gene Ontology annotation, molecular function: sterol 24-C-methyltransferase activity.
AUGACUGCUUCUAACGAUAUCAAGCUUGCUCCCAAGAACUUUGAGCGGGACCAGGACUUUGCAAAGGCCAUGUACGGCGAUGCUAAAACUGGUGGUUUCACUGCCACGCUCUCCAAAGACCGUAAGGCCCACGAGGCUGCUGUUGAUGGCUACUUCCGUCACUGGGAGCGCGACCACGCUACUCAAACCCAGGAGGACCAGAAGUCGCGUUUGUCCGACUACUCUGAGUUGACCAAGCACUACUACAACCUGGUCACUGACUUUUACGAGUACGGUUGGGGCUCUUCGUUCCACUUCUCCCGCUACUACAAGGGCGAGGCUUUCCGUCAGGCAACUGCCCGUCACGAGCACUACCUUGCGUACAAGAUGAACCUGAAGGAGAACAUGGAGGUCCUUGAUGUUGGUUGUGGUAUUGGUGGGCCUGCACGUGAAAUCACCCGUUUCACCGGCGCCAACAUCACAGGUGUCAACAACAACGACUACCAGAUCAUGCGGGGCAACAACUGGGCCAAGGCUAACAAGCUCGACCACAAGCUCAAGUUGGUUAAAGGUGACUUUAUGCAGCUCGACUUUGCCGACAACAGUUUCGAUGCCGUGUACGCUAUCGAGGCCACUGUCCACGCUCCUGUUCUCGAGACUGUGUAUGCCGAGAUCUACCGUGUUCUCAAACCCGGUGGAACUUUCGGUGUGUACGAGUGGGUCAUGACCGAGAAGUUCGACGAGAACAACGAGUUCCACAAGGAGAUCGUCUACGGUAUCGAGAUCGGUGACGGUAUCCCCAAGAUGUACGGUGUUGACGUCGCCGUCAACGCCCUCAAGAAGGUCGGCUUCGAGAUCCAGAUCCAGGAGGACCUUGCCGACAAGGGCGACGAGAUCCCCUGGUACUACCCUCUUGCUGGUGACUGGCGCUACGUCCAGACUCUGGGUGACCUCUUCACCUUCUGCCGCACCUCCAAGGUUGGUCGCUGGAUGACCACAAAUGCCACCGGUCUCCUUGAGGCUGUCGGCGUUGCCCCCAAGGGCUCUCGCAAGGUCACCGAGGCUCUCGAGCAGGCCGCCGUUCACCUCGUCAACGGUGGUCGCGAGGGCAUCUUCACUCCCAUGAUGCUGUUUGUCUGCCGCAAACCCGAAAAUGCUUCUGCCUAG